UUUAAUCUAUGGUGUGACGACCAUCGCCUGAAAGCAAACCAUGUGUUGAUGAGCAUUCUCUUUAGCUCUUGCAGAGUUAGCGCUGUAGCAGUACAGUGUGGCGAGAUUAGUGUUUCCUGUGUGCAGAUUGCUGAGCUGGAAGUCUGCCAGAAGCUCAGUGAAGAGAGUUUGCCAGUUCCAAAAUAUGUCUUCCAAGAUCCUGUACAGACGAAUUCUCCUGUCACAAUCAGUGGAACCCUCUUCCCCCCCACACCCUCACAAGACGCCCACACACUCUCACACGAUAACCGAUGAAGUUUCAUCCACAACUGACAACCCUAUUAGUGUAUGUAUUGAAUCAUCCAAUCCCACACCACUUAAAGAUACCAGCACAGUAGAUACUCAAAAUGAACCAGUUACUUCCACGGACACUGCUACCACUGAAAAAAUGUCAAAAGAACAGCCAUUAUUAAUAUCUCAGGAUAAUGAAGUGGUAUCCACUAAAAUUACCCUUGGAGACACCACGGAGAUAAAAGGCGUUAUUUUCGACAUGGACGGGACACUGACUAUUCCUGUAUUAAGGUUUUCUGAAAUGAAGGAGAAAUUAGGAUUAAAACCAACAGACGAUAUUUUGCCAGUUGUGCAGAAGUUGCCUACAGAGGAGAGAGUGAGAGCAUUUGAGAUUAUUGAGGAGUUCGAGAAAGAGGGGAUGGAGAUUAUGAAGCUUCAACCUGGAGUCCUUGAGCUGUUCCAGUUCUUGGGAGAGAGGGACAUCGAGAGAGCACUCGUGACGCGUAAUGCCCGGCUACCUACCAAUGCCUUCCUCAAGAGACUGAAUGAGGAGCUGGAGGCUAAUAAAGACAAGUAUCCCUCCCUGAAACGUGACAAGCUGUUCUCCAUGAUAAUUACUCGUGAGUUUGAGCCGUGUAAGCCCCACCCAGCAGCCGUGUUUGAGGUUGUCAAGAGCUGGCAGCUGUCACCAGAGGAGGUAGUAUUUGUGGGGGAUGAUAAGACGGACAUGAUGUGCGGACUGAGGGCAGGGGUGGGAGCAAGUGAUGAGCUGAAGGAGGUGAUCACUAAGGCUCUCAAUGGCAGCCUCAGAUACCUACAGUGUGUGAUUGAGAAUGAAUCUCUUGUGCCUAAGAAUUCAUCAGCCCCCAAUGGAUCGUGGGAUGAAGACAUGGACAGGAUGCUCUCUCCCCUCUUAACGGACAAAGAUCCCUGUUACAUCUUCUUCAGACUGGACGAUAGAAAUGUGCAGAAGAACUACCUGUGGGUGUUCAUGAGCUACAUCCCUGAUUAUGCAGUGGUGAAGGACAAGAUGCUGUACGCUGCCACUAAAGCCACAGUCAAGAAGAGCUUCUCCUCUGGACUGAUAGACGUAGACAUUGCUGCCACACACAAGGACGAGCUCACGCUGGAGGGAUAUCGCAAACACCUGGAGAGUGAGAAGGCGGAACCUCCGCUCACUGAUGCCGAGAGGGAACUCAAGGAAAUGCACGAAGCUGAGGGUCAUGAUGGUAUUGGUACAACGUCACGUCAGUCCCACCUCCACGGGAUUGCAUUCCCCAUUCUACCCAGGGCAGCUGAGGCCCUGCAAGCAAUGGCCAGGAAUGAACUCGUCUAUAUACAGCUUUCUGUAGACAUCAAGAAUGAAAAGAUCGAUCUUGAGAGCACAGAGGUUUCAUUGGACGCUGACUCUCUCCCCUCCCAUGUCCCAGACACCUCCCCCCGCUAUCAUCUCUACCGGUACUUUCAUCGCUACAAUGGAGACGACCAGGAAUCUGUCGUGUUUGUGUACUCCUGCCCCGGGUUCAAGAGCAGUGUCAAGGAGAGGAUGCUCUACUCCUCCUCCAAAGAGCCGGUCGUCUGCGCCAUUGAAGGAGACUUUGGCAUCAACAUUGAGAAGAAGCUUGAGAUUGACAGUGGCACUGAACUGAGUGCAGCUAUUCUAAUGGAGGAGCUCCAUCCCCAACAGACUGCCUACCGCCCCAAGUUCAACAAACCAGCACCACCUGCUAACAGAAGAAAGGCGGGAAGACAAAACAAUAGAAACGGAGACCAAAACUAGCUAGCUGUAAUUUCUUCCAAUAUAGCUUCUAAAUCUAGUAUGUACGGAUUUGUGUGUUUUGAAGUCUUUAGUUUGUCGUUUCACUUAGUUUAUGGUUUUUUUUAGUUCUCUUGAUUCUGUGAGUUUCAUAUUUUAUUAUUUAUGCUCACAGUAGAUGUGUGUGUGAAUUGCACUAUCUCUGUAUAAUUAUAAGAAUUUGUAACAA
This is a messenger RNA of Halichondria panicea, 2255 nucleotides long. Its product is annotated as twinfilin-2-like. The record is from RefSeq and is a predicted model, not a curated record. Gene Ontology annotation, cellular component: cytoplasm; actin filament. The transcript has 12 exons. Gene Ontology annotation, molecular function: actin filament binding; actin monomer binding. NCBI's taxonomy places the organism in Eukaryota, Metazoa, Porifera, Demospongiae, Suberitida, Halichondriidae. Bases 185 to 2050 code for a protein of 621 amino acids. Gene Ontology annotation, biological process: barbed-end actin filament capping; actin filament depolymerization.